CGCCGCGCGACCAGACGAACCUGCUCAGGUGUCACGUUCCUGUUCCUUUACCUUGUGCAUCGAGUAUAAUACAAACACCGAGACGGUCUCUCUAGUAAACACGUGUGACAGUCAUAUUCCACUGUAAUUACGGAUUAAUCGCAACGAUAUCUGAGAGAAAAAUGCCGCCGCGCCUGAUCGUUCAGAAAACCAUUGCUCUUGUGAUUCUUUGCACAUUAGCAGCAGUUGCUCAAGAUACCAAGUUCCACGGUGACUCUGACGGUAUAGUUUUUCCUGGACCUAUCAACGACAGGAGUAAAGCCACGAAACCAGCGGUUCCUCCUGUUCAGCCUGCGCAGAGCCGCGAUAGAGACGUCGAAAUGAAAUCCUUGAACGUAGCCAGGAUGUUGAAUAACGCCGAUUCGGUCGACGAAAUGCUCAAACUGUUCGGCUACACGGAAAAGCAGCCCUUUGCAAUUGACGUUAGAAUAGGCGGACCUGAGGAACGCUCGAACGCCGAAAGACCACAGCUAGCCAAAUGUAUGCCCGAAUUACAGACAGUCCCGUUGAAACAAGAACACGAUCCGUCCACCAUUUACAUCCCGUCAUGCACGCGGAUCAUGAGAUGCGGAGGUUGUUGUAGCCACGAGUUGCUCUCCUGUCAGCCAACCGCCUCGGAAACACGAAAUUUCGAGGUGUUCGUGACGUCGAUCGUUGAGUUUGGACGUGUGGAUAAGCGCAUCGUGCCGUUGGAGGAACACACGAGUUGCGUGUGCGAUUGCAAGACUAAGAAGGAGGACUGCAAUGAGAAACAGACCUAUUUACCGGACGAAUGCAUGUGCUCGUGCAAAAACGUCGACGAAGAGGAGAAAUGUUAUAAAAACAACAAUACGAAAAUCUGGAAUCCAAAUCAGUGUGCUUGCUUCUGCAGACAAGAAUUAGAAUGUUCUACCGGAUUUUUCUUCGAUCAAAAUACGUGCAGAUGUCGACAAAUACCACUGUCUAGGACGUGGUUUCAGCCAUCAAAGGGUGCCGAUUAUGGAUUUGCACACACACAAAAAUCAGACAGUACACCACCUGUAAUAAUUCCAUUAGAUGCUUCAGAUCCUAGGAGAAAACCUAAGCCUGACCCAGAAUAUAAAUAAGGAUAAAGAACUAUAGACUAAAUUACAAGACUUAUAAGACAGCUAUUUAAUGAAAGAUGUUUAUUGUCCAAUCUUUCACCUU
This is a messenger RNA of Habropoda laboriosa, 1206 nucleotides long. RefSeq lists its product as uncharacterized. Gene Ontology annotation, molecular function: growth factor receptor binding; growth factor activity. Lineage: Eukaryota; Metazoa; Arthropoda; Insecta; Hymenoptera; Apidae. The transcript has 7 exons. The record is from RefSeq and is a predicted model, not a curated record. The coding region runs from base 162 to 1124 and encodes 320 amino acids. Gene Ontology annotation, biological process: positive regulation of cell population proliferation; positive regulation of protein autophosphorylation. Gene Ontology annotation, cellular component: membrane.